CAAUUUUAGCACAAUAUUAACGAAGAUUAAACUUUAGGGGUUAAAUCAUAAAUCCAGAAAUUGUAAACCGAGGCAUUGAGGUCCCGAGUGAAAUUUCCUCGAAAGAAGCUGAUAAAUCGUAAAUUAUCACUGAAAGUUUUACCUUCCUGCCAGAAAAUGGCAAAGUCAAGCUUGAAAAAUGCUUUAAUAAUAAUCCUAUCGGCCACAACUAUUGCGUUUUCAACGGAUUUGUGCAAAGCGAUCGAAUCACCAGAGUAUACAGUGGUGCACUCUGAAUCAAAUUUUGAGAUCAGACUUUACAGGGAGUCGGUAUGGAUGACGGCACCCGUCAACGAAAUCUCCUUCGAAAAAGCCACCAGAGAUGGUUUUCACAGAUUGUUCCAGUUCAUCCAAGGUGCAAAUUUGAACUUUUCUCGUAUUUAUAUGACAAAGCCAAUUUUGACAAGUAUUGUCCCGGGAGCUGGUCCUCUUCACUCAUCAGCGUACUUUGUUAAACUGUAUUUGCCUGUGAAGUUCCAAACUGAUCCACCUCUUCCCCUUCCGGAAUUGAACCUUCAACCUGAUCCAUGGACUAGUCAUUGCAUUGCUGUUAGGAAGUUUUCAGGAUUUGCAAGAGAUGGCAAUAUCGUUAAAGAAGCUCAGAAACUGGCAUUGAGCUUGAGUAGAUCUCCAUGGGCAAACUCCACUACUUCUACAAGUGAAUAUGCCUACUCUAUAGCGCAGUAUAAUUCUCCCUUCCGGAUCAUUGGGCGUGUCAAUGAAGUUUGGGUUGAUGUCACUGGAUCUAGAGCAAGUGGUUGUGAAUCCAAUCUAGUUGCUGCAUACUGAUUUUGAGCGUGAGCUUGAAGCUUCUUCGAUCGUUGUUGUAAGCAUCCCUUAUAGAGACCAGAGAGGCAUGAAAGGUUGCUUUAUGUACAUAUUGAAUUAAAAAAAUAACAUGAAUCCAAACGACAGUUGAUGAUGCUCAUGUUCUGUAUAUUUGGCACUUCUAUUAUGGUUUAAUGGAACUGUGAUCAAUUCUUCAAAAAACAGAGUGGAUAACUGUAAUUCCCUUGAUAAAGAACUUUGGCAUUA
Molecule: messenger RNA, 1074 nt
Organism: Nicotiana tabacum (common tobacco)
Lineage: Eukaryota; Viridiplantae; Streptophyta; Magnoliopsida; Solanales; Solanaceae
Source: RefSeq, a predicted model, not a curated record